AUGAGAUCUGCACCCUCCCGGCUGCCUGUGAUUCGCAUUGCGAACGGCACCUUUCAUCGCCAUCAUCCAAAUUCCCAGCUGCCACACGCCAAUCCGCCCUUGUUCAGUGAUCUGUCCUUCGAGCUGCCAUCCUCGUCACCCCAGCCGCACAAUUGGUGCGUCGUGGGGCCCUCGCUCUCUGGCAAAACGACGUUUCUCCAAAUCCUCCGCGGGCGACUGCUGUGCGAGCCGCCUACUAGUCGAACGUACCCUUACUUAUCCGGCGGAGAGCUAUGUCCGCGGCUGAGAAGCCCGCAAAAUGCCAUCCGGUACGUUGGCUUUGACGCGGAAGCCACGGGGCGUGGACUGGGAGGCAGUGUGACCACAUCAGCGUACCUGUCGGCUCGGUAUGAGUCGAGGAGGGAGACGACUGAUUUUUCUCUGAGAGACUUCCUGCUGGGGAACACCGAACUGAAUCCUCUGAAGACGCCGCCGGCGGGAGGAGAUGAUGAUGGCGCCAUAUCGACAGAGUUGCUGAACAGGGUGGUCGCGGAUUUGCGGUUGGGCCAUCUGCUGGAUUUGCCCGUUACCUUCUUGAGCAACGGUCAGGGAAGACGGGCACGGAUUGCACGAGCUUUGCUGACACGGCCCGAGGUAUUGCUGCUGGAUGAGCCGUUCAUGGGGCUCGAUCCGACUACGGUGUCGGGAUUGAGUCGGCUGUUGCAAUCGCUCGCCUCGAAGUCGGCUCCUAGGCUGGUGAUGAGUGCGAGGCCGCAGGACCCAUUGCCGGAGUGGAUCACGCAUUUGAUACAUCUGAGAAGUAAUUGCCAGGUUGGAUCGAUGGGACCGAAAGAAGCUGUGCUGGACGGCUUGCGGAAGCAUGUUCAAGGAGUAAAGCUGGGCGGGCUUCUGGAAGACGAUAAACUUCCAACCCAUACACUAUCUGAAGUUGGCCGAGUCUUGGGCCCGGAAAUGCCACCCACCCCGUCAAGGGGAAGCCAGGACACCGGGCACGCAUUGGAUCCUGUGAAUCCUGACGCAGAACCGCUCAUCGAAAUGGACGGGUGCCGUGUACAAUACGGGGACAAGGUUGCGCUGGGAAACUGGUCGCAACAGACAGCACGGGGUCCCAGAGACGGCCUCGUAUGGACCGUCCGAAGAGGCGAGCGCUGGGGAGUGUUUGGUCCCAACGGAUCGGGCAAAACCACCGUCGUGUCUCUCCUCGCCUCUGACCACCCGCAGGCGUACUCCAUGCCCAUCAAGCUCUUCGGCCGCAGCCGUCUGCCAGAGCCUGGAUCGGCCGUGAAACCCUUGACCUUCUGGGACAUACAAUCGCGCAUCGGCCACUCCAGCCCCGAAGUCCACCAGCAUAUGCCUCGAAGCCAUACGAUCCGGAAAGUCGUUGAGAACGCAUGGGCAGCCACGUUCGGCACGCCGGCGAAACUCGACGCCAGUGCCAGAGCAAAAGUAGAUGCCGCCUUGCGAUGGUUCACGCCCGAGCUGCGACCCAAUACCGCGUCGACUCUGCGGGGGGACGAUUUGUCAUGGGCGGACGACUACAUGUUUGGCGAAGUGUCCUUCUCCGCUCAACGCGUGGCGCUCUUUCUACGAUGCAUCAUCAGGUCGCCUGACGUGGUAGUUCUAGACGAAGCGUUUAGCGGCAUGGACGACGCAGUCCGCGACAAGUGCGCCUUGUUCCUCACGGAUGGGGAGAAUAAGACGUACGUUGGCGAUGAGAUUGUUCGGAGCGAAGUUGGGAGGAGGGGAGACGUGGUCCUCGAGGGCCUGACGGAUCAACAGGCGCUCAUUUGUAUUGCUCAUAUCAAGGAGGAGGUGCCGGACUGUGUCAGGGAGUGGAUGUGUCUGCCAGAGGCGAAUACAGGGCACAGGGCAAGGUUCGGGAGGCUGGAUGGGCCGUUGAGGGACGGCGAGAGGAGGUGGUUCGAUAUCUGGGGGUUCGCUGCGUCAUGA
This is a messenger RNA of Metarhizium album ARSEF 1941, 1950 nucleotides long. Its product is annotated as ABC transporter domain containing protein. Lineage: Eukaryota; Fungi; Ascomycota; Sordariomycetes; Hypocreales; Clavicipitaceae. Gene Ontology annotation, cellular component: mitochondrion. Bases 1 to 1950 code for a protein of 649 amino acids. The transcript has a single exon. The record is from RefSeq and is a predicted model, not a curated record. Gene Ontology annotation, molecular function: ATP hydrolysis activity; ATP binding.